GAAAUACCACAACAUUACGUCAGGUGCGUCAGGUAGGCCUAUUAUAAGCAACCAGGAAGACUUUACGGUUUUUCAGAAAGCAGGUGACAUUAGCAGCAAUGGAAUCAACUCAGACUCUUUUAAUCAUUGUUUUGGCGAUUGGAGCCUGCCAGAGUCAUUCUCUCCAUUUCAAGUCUUUACUUCGUGAUGUGGAACCAGAAAUCAAAGAGAAAGUGGCGUCAGAUCUCGAGCAUCUCAAAUUGAAACUUCCUGAUAUCGCGUCGGAUCUGCACAUUCAUGCUAAGGCGGAAGAUCUGAGUAACCUCAAGUCUACCCUCAAAGAGGUUGAAAAGAAAUUGCCGACAGAUCUUCAACAUCUUGCCUGGAUUCUUCAGGAUAGUACAUCUGAUCUCCAUGUCAACCUAAAGGAUGUAGACGUGAAGCUGAGGCCCAUCCUCAAAGGUCUGGGGAAAGAACUAUUUAAAGGUUCGAAGUUCAAGAGGAGCAGUGGAACCUGUGACUGUGCUGAAUACAAAUGUUCCUGCUGCGUACACCUGGAAAUAGAUGAGAUCAAGCUGGAUAGCACAGUUUGUGUAGCUGUUGCUUAUCUCCCAAAAGACAUUGGUGUAGAGUUCAAACUGACAGUUGAUGGGAAGACAUUAAUUGACAUGCAAAUAUCCGUAACAAACCCUCCUCCUGUCUGCAUUGGAAUCCCUGAACUAGAGAAAGAGGCCAGCAUCUGCAUCAUGUUCAGCAACCUGAAGGUUGACACGGCCAACAAAAAGUUUUCUGGCUGUGUGUCGCUUGAAGCAAGACUGAUAUCUAUCAAGGUUGUAGAAGUACCUCUUGGCUGCUUCAAUAUGCCUAUCAAGGGAGCUGAAACUGGUAACCAGACGGUUGACAAUAUCAGCAACAGGACACAGAUGAGCAAACAAGAAAAAAUGGAGAUGCUGUCUCGACUUGGUCUCAUGGGGAAAACCUUCAACAAUGGACGUCUUGUCAAUCAGAAAAUGCUGAAAAAUUGAAAUGACUCAUUCAACGUUUUAUUUUUGGUUUCACAAAUAUUUUUUUUUUAGAGUUCCUAAGUAAUGUUUUACUUUUUAACGAUUAUGGAGGGAGAAGUACAAAAUUGAACAAAGAUGUGAUUCAUAUUAUAACGGAGGCACAAAAAUGAUAUUAAAUAUGGUGAUUAACUCAUUCACCCCUGAAAUUUCAUAAUGAACUCUACCAACCUUUGAAUUGGAGGAGUUCAAAUGUGUCUUCGGGGGUGAAUGAGUUAACGUACAUGCAUGAGAAUAUUUUUGGAGUAUGUAUAACUAGACUUGGAUAGAUCGCAAUGGUACUUAUUUCAAUCAUUCUACAACAAAAAUGCAACUGACUUUAUUUUUUUGUUUUCCAGAAUGGUUUUUGUAUUUUAUUUCAAUAAUUAUAUGUUAAAUGUCACUCUCACCCACACAAAAUAUACCAACUUAAGGAGUAGAACAUCGUAACAAAGAAGAUUAUGUUUAGGGGUUGAGCUUUCUAUGUCUGUAUAUAUUAAGGUGAUUUUUUUGUGUUUCUGUCUUCAUUUAUCUAGCUUAUACAUGUACUUGACAAACAUCCUGAAAAAAGUCAUUCAGUGAUAUUAUUUUUUAAAAAUUUACAUCUUUGAUUUUGAAAAAAAAAAAAAAUGUUGGAAACUCCGAAAGUCAUUUUUAAAAGUAAGAUAAAAACAAUUCCCCGAUCGGAAGUGAAAAGGUAUGGAGUCACCUGCCUAACCACGUGGUUUUCUUCGGGUGCUCUGGUUUCCUCCCACAUUAAGACCCCCCCACACGCUAACAUCUGGGCCAACAAGAGUGAUUAAUAUAAGUAAAAACUUGUUUCAUAAUUGUUGUAAAAAGUUUAUAUAUAUAUGUAAAUAAGGAUAAAAAUCUGAUUCUCAGCAAAUAUCCUGUUUUGAAAUUGACAGAGAUGACUCAUUUCAAAUGAAUCCCAAGCAACAUUUGUGCAGUUGAAACUAACAACAGUUAGCUAGAUAAUGUAUUUAGUUGUAUAUAUUUUGAUAUUUGAAGAUAAUGUAAAUGGAUGUAUAUAUUUUUAUAUUUGAAGUUACAUAUUUGCAUAGCAGCUCUGCAUAUAAGUCAUUAGACAUUAUUGUGUUUGUUAUUGAUUUUUCUAUAAAUCCUUUUGAUAAAACAUUUAUUUGUGUGAUGAUAAAUUUUCUACAUUUUCUCACAAUUUCACUAAGGAAAGAGGGAUUGAAUUAGAAUGCUAAAAAUCAAUUCAUUCCAAUAAGUAAGGUAGUGUGAGUGAAAGUUGUGUCCUUUUAAUGUGUAUUGUUUAUUUUUUUAAACAAAUAUGGUAAAAUUUGUAUUACCAGACAUUAUAUUUUUCUAUCCUGUUACAAUGCAAGUGCUUUUAAAUCAAUAAAAUUCAAAUAUCUAUAAUAUAAUAUGUGUAUAAUAUUGUAUAACGUUCUUUUUUCAAAAUGGACUAAUAUUUACAUACCAUAUACAAUUGUUGUUGUUAAUUAAUAUGACCAAUAAGUUUUUAUUGACAAAUGUUAACUCAUUUACCCCUGAAGACACAUUAGAACUCUUCCAAUCCAAAGGUAAGAACAGUUCAUUAUGAAAUUUCAGGGUGGAUGAGUUAAUGAGUUUGUUGAAUCAUGUUGAAAAUGUGUUGAUAUGCAUGCCUUACACUAAACUCAAUUCUCCUUGCUGCAUAAGGCUAUACAUUCCAUUAUAAACACCCGCUUUUUGCAUCUUUUUCUGGUUAAUAUUAUUAUUGUCGCUUAAGAAAACCUUAUGAUUAGUACCUGGCAGUAUGUAUGAUAUGCACAGAGAGAGCCUUAUUCUUAAAAAAGAAAAAAAAGAAAUCUAUUAAAUCUUACACUAUUUGUGAUUUGUACAGGGAAGAUUAAUUGUACCUGUGAUUUGAACAGGGAAGUUUAUCAUUGUUACCUGUGAUUUGUACAGGUAAGUUUAUCAUUAUGAAGGAGGUACAGAAAUCAUUGUUACCUGUGGUUUGUACAGGGAAGUUUAUCGUUAUAAGAAGGAGGUACAGAAAUCAUUGUUACCUAUGGUUUGUACAGGGAAGUUUAUCAUUAUAAGAAGGAGGUACAGAAAUCAUUGUUACCUGUGGUUUGUACAGGGAAGUUUAUCUAUAUAAGAAGGAGGUACAGAAAUCAUUGUUACCUGUGGUUUGAACAGGGAAGAAUAUCAUUAUAAGAAGGAGGUACAGAAAUCAUUGUUACCUGUGGUUUGAACAGGGAAGAUUAUCAUUAUAAGAAGGAGGUACAGAAAUCAUUGUUACCUGUGGUUUGUACAGGGAAGUUUAUCAUUAUAAAGGAGGUACAGAAAUUAUUGUUACCUGUGGUUUGUACAGGGAAGUUUAUCAUUAUAAGAAGGAGGUACAGAAAUCAUUGUUACCUGUGGUUUGUACAGGGAAGUUUAUCAUUAUAAAGGAGGUUAAGAAGUCUGCUUUUAUCUAUUUUAUUUAUACUUUGUCUCUAAUUUUCUUUAAGUUACAUUUUAUUUUGUAUUACUAAUGCAUUCCCCUUUUUUCCCCUCCAUUUAUCUGCAGAGUCUAUAAUAUACAGUGAUGUCAAAGAUAAUGUUGAUGCGUCAUUAACAUUUUUUAUUUGCAUUGAAAACAAAAAUCUUAAGACAAUUUGAUUAAAAAAAAGGACACACUUGAUUUCUAAGGUAGUAAAUUUGCAUUCAUUUCCACUAAAUUGAAAUAGAAUAUAUUAUUCCUUUUUUUCCACAAUUAAUAAUAUCAAACUAAAACCAAAGAGAGAAAAAAAUUACGUAGAAAACAAAAAAUACAUUCAAAAUUGCUAGUGCAUUUAUGAAAUAUUUGCUUCCUAGCUAUUUUCACAAGAUAUUAUUAUUUAUGGAAAUUGUCAAAGAAGCAAUGAUCAGGUAAAUAAAAAGGCAUUUUUUCCAGUUUUCAAUUUUGAAUAAACAAACAAACAAAUGACGUAACAAUCAAUACCUGCUCACAAGAGCAGAUAACUCUGUAAUAUGAAAAGACGGAAUAUUAUAUCUGCAUUGUGAUUUCCUUAAUGGAUAAACUCUAUAUUCUCAGUAAAAUAUAAUUAAGAGAAGCUGGAUUUGUUUUUUAAAAAAUGAUUAGAAAGAUAAAAGAAUGUUGUCACCAUUUAACAGCCUUUAUUUUUAUAGACAUUAUAAGAUUUAAUAAACUUCUUUUAAUAAAUACAUUUUAUAAACAU
This is a messenger RNA of Mizuhopecten yessoensis (Yesso scallop), 4195 nucleotides long. RefSeq lists its product as uncharacterized. The record is from RefSeq and is a predicted model, not a curated record. NCBI's taxonomy places the organism in Eukaryota, Metazoa, Mollusca, Bivalvia, Pectinida, Pectinidae. The coding region runs from base 99 to 1004 and encodes 301 amino acids. The transcript has 5 exons.